Acaulospora morrowiae is the source of this 3471-nucleotide messenger RNA. The record is from the annotation of a GenBank genome assembly. Lineage: Eukaryota; Fungi; Glomeromycota; Glomeromycetes; Diversisporales; Acaulosporaceae.
AUGGCGACUCAAAUCAGAAAGUCCAAAUCUAAAAGAUUUUCUGGCAUUCGUAAUUUAUUUAAUCAUGGGAGUUCUCCAAAAGACGAUACGCCCAGCAUAAAAAAACCAGAUGCCACCUCCACUGACAACACCAGUCAAGUCGGAAACAGUCAACAAAAAUCUUUACAGAAAGAUGAAAAGCUUAACGCUAUUCUUGAACUUUUGUCGGAAAAGGAUAAUCCCAGGCGUAACUUUGUAUUACAUGAAAUUUUGUGCUCAAUGGAGGAUUCGGAUGAUUCUUCCGUUGUCACUUCUCCUGACGUUCAAGUAUUUGUGUCAAGAUCUGCAGAAUAUCUUGGAGACCAUACGACUUUCAAGCAUGGUGAAUCCAUUGCAGAGCUUGAACUUCACCUACGAGCAUUGUCAUCCGUGAUUCAUAUGGCCUCAAGGUCCGAUGCGAUAUUGAAGAUGUCAACCCGCGACAAGCUGUACAAAAGCAUUGCCAUAUUCUGGGAAAAAUGCGGUUCAAAAAUCAAUCCAAAUGUGGUUUUUUUGUUACGAGAGACGAGAACUUGUUUGAGAAAGAUGAAGCAUGAUCAAUCUCUGCUGUCGUCAACCUUCGAAUAUAGUGCAGGCAAAUGGUAUGAUGAGUGGGAUCAGAUCAGGACAGAUUUCCUCAUGGUGAGAAGAAUACCCGGAACCAUCACAGAAUUCUGGAACAAACUGCAUCAAGCAGCAAAAAAAGAAUAUGAAGACAUUUUGAAAAAUCACGGCCAUUACAAAAAUGCAAGAUAUAAGGUUCUGAAGGAGGCUAGUCGAGUUAUAAAGGUUUCCCUUCCGGACAACAUUGACACACUGCUGAUAGGUUACCUAGACUUGAUGGAGCGGGUGAUAAGAGAAUUCUCAUCAGAUGACACCGAUGCUGCUGAUCGUGCAUUGGACGUACUUGAGUUCUGUCAAAAAAUCAUUUCGGAUGAUGUUAAAAAACAAUUAUCAGCAAAAGCGAUCGAGGUAAUACUAGUCGUUAAAGAUAAGCGUGAAGAGUUGAAGUCUAAGGUCGAAGAAUAUAUGAACAUUUGGGAUAAAGAGAUAAAUUUGUUAGUAAAAUAUAUGCAAGAAUUGAAGGUGGGCAAGGUCAAAGUCGAAGAAAACAUCAAAGCCUCAACAUUGGAGUUUGAGGGGGGCAGAUAUUUGCAAAAAAUGAAUAAUGAACUUCAAUCGACUAAAGAAGAGACCAGAAAGAAUUUGGAAAACGAAGAUAAGGCAAAGGCCGAGACUAGUAUUAAUACCGGAAAAGAGAAUGUAAUUAUGCAAAGGAAUGUUAAUGACGUCAACAGUACAAAAGGAAUCGAGAAUUCAAAAACUCCAAAUGGUGCUAAAGAUGUGGAAGAAAGUGUGAAUGUUCAAAAAUACAUUACAGGAGCAGAUGCUAAGAAUACAGAAGAAAGCACAAAUUCUCAAUAUAAUGUUAAGGAUACGGAGAAAAGUGGGAACGAGAACGUUCUAAAGGGUGUUAAGGACGUAGAGGAAAGUGAGAGUACUCAAAAGGAGGUUAAGGAUGCGGAGGAAAAUGUGAAUGCUCAAAAGGAGGUUAAGGAUGUGGAGGAAAAUGUGAAUGCUCAGAAGGAAGUUAAGGAUGCGGAGGAAAAUGUGAAUGCUCAAAAGGAGGUUAAGGGCGUAGAGGAAAAUGUGAAUGUUCAAAAGGAGGUUAAGGAUGCGGAGGAAAGCGUGAAUGUUCAAAAGGAGGUUAAGGAUGCGGAGGAAAGCGUGAAUGUUCAAAAGGAGGUCAAGGAUGUGGAAGAAAGCGCAAAUGCUCAAAAUGAGGUUAAGGAUGCGGAGGAAAGUGUGAAUGUUCAAAAGGAGGUUAAGGAUGUGGAGGAAAGUGUGAGCGCUCAGGAAGAGAAGAAUGAAGUGGAAGAAAAGGUGAAGGUUGCAAGCUCACAAAUAGUUUCCGAUACAAAAUCUAAAGUUACUAAUGAAGUUGUGGAGAUCACCGAUCAGGUCGCAGGCGGGAGUAUAGAGGAAAAGAUUGAGAAAUUAGAAAUUGAAGAUUCUCAGUAUGAUGACGCCAAAUUAUUAGAUAACACCGCCAAAGUUAUACAGGAUACUCAUGACUCCGAGCCAACCACGCAAAUAGUAGAAGGAAUCAACGUGAAAGUGAAUAUUCAGCACAAAGAGAAUAUGGAUACAAAAAAAGUUGAUAUUAAUGCCACCACUCUAAUGGUAGAGAGUAUGGAUGCGGAUACUAUCAACAGUAAUGUUAAAGCUCAACACAUUGAAAAAAUUGAAACAGAUAGUUAUCAGACCAACAUCGGAACGCAAAAUUUGAAUACCCAAAGUGCAGAAAUAAAAGAGGUACAAAACUUGAAUGCGAAUAAUGUUUACUCUCAGGUGGAUAAUAUGACGGCAGAAAACAUUGAGACUCAAAUAGAUAACAUACAGAUCAAUAACUUGGACAGUGAAAUUGGAAACAUAAAUGCGCAAAAUAUUGAAAUAAACACUGAAAGUCAGAGCAUUGCAAAGCUUGACAAUCAGAUCGGAAGCGUCACUGCAGAAAAAGUGGAGAUCAAUUAUGAUAAAAUGAAUGUACAUAGUAUUGACGAAAAUAUUGGUCAUCAAAACAUAGGGCAGAUUGAAAGUAAUGUCGAGGAAGUGAACGUUGAGACAAUCAAUGAAAAUGUAAAUCAACAGCAAGUUGGACAAAUUAAUAUCAAUACCGAGAAUUUGACUGUGGAUAACAUAAAGGAAAGCAUCGCGUAUCAAAAAUUCGAUCAUUUAGAAUCGAACGUUGAAAAUAUGAACGUAUCUAGUAUUGGAAAUAAUCUUGGUACCGUGAACAUGGAUAACUCAAGCGCAAACAUUGAUGAAAUGCACGUGCAAGGUGACGUACGAACGCACAUAGAAACUUUCAAUGUCGACAAGAAUAUCGACAAGAACAUUGAGCACAACAUCGAGAAACAAUAUGUUGAAAACAUAGAAACGAAAAAUGUCGAAAACAUAGGAACGCAAAAUGUUGAAAACGUGGAAACUAAAAAUGUUAAAAAUAUCUACCAUAUUACCACGGUCACAAACAAUAACACUGUCAAUAACGCUAUCAAUAAAAACAUAACCACAAACAAUACGACCAACGAAUACAACACAAAACUCGGUGAUAACGUGACAAACAAUACGACCAACGAAUACAACACAAAACUUGGAGAUAACGUGACCCAUGAAUACAACACAACGAUCAUAAAUCAGGUGGUGGCAGCAGCACCCACCGAAUCGUUUGUAGAAAUGAUCAAGAAGGGUGUAAAAAAGGGUGUUGAAGUUGUAAAAAGCGUAGCAGAGAAUCCAACGAAAACGAUGUUUGAUUUGGGUAUCGGUGGUGGUAAUAAUGCACAGGAUGAAACUUACGAGAAAGAAGAUGGUGAGUUUGAAGAAACUGUGGAAUACAUAGAAAAUUUCGAAACUGACGAAGUAACGCUCACUAAUGGAGUGGAAUAUAAUUGA